Porites evermanni is the source of this 2381-nucleotide messenger RNA. Lineage: Eukaryota; Metazoa; Cnidaria; Anthozoa; Scleractinia; Poritidae. The record is from the annotation of a GenBank genome assembly.
GGAACAGACACCGAUUCGUUCGCUGGAUUUCGUGCAUGCAAAUGCUUGAAUGGUUUUCAUCGCACUCACAUGUUUGAAGGCUGUCGGCCGUGCAAUAAAGAAGGGUUGAAAUGCGAAAAUGACUACAUUACACUUAAGCCGGGCUAUUGGUGGAAAUGGUACAAUGACUCCGUCAAAGGCCUCUAUAAGAACUACACCUUAAAUCUGCUGUCAUCAAAUCCUUCCUUCGACGGUAACGGAGUCAAAUACCCUUUUCCGUUGCCUAUGCCACAUGAAUGCCCAAGAAAGGAAUCAUGCUUAGGAGGUCUGAACUCCAAAUGUGAACAGGGCUAUGAAGGGCCCAUCUGUGCAGUUUGUAGCCAUGGGUAUUACAAGCACCUUCAGACCUGCAAGGAGUGUCCAACAAAGGCUUGGAUGGCGGGUCAAUUGACCAUCACCUUCGUUUUGCUGCUGCUCCUUGUAGUGGUCGUAGUUUGGACGAGCAUUAAGAAAAACAAAGAGAACAGAGAGCGUGCUUUGGUUGACAUAAUUUUGGCCAGGCUAAAAAUCGUCAUUGGUUUCUAUCAGGUUACGUUUGGCUUACUGGAUGCUUUCACUUUUAUUAAGUGGCCUGAUUCCCUGGCUGCCAUAGCAAAAUAUUCAGAAAUGCUUCAACUAAAUGUUCUUCAGAUUGCUCCAAUUCAUUGUCUAUUUCCUCAGUUUAAAGUGGAUGCAUUUGAGAGUUUGUUUGCUAUCCUCGCAAUGAAUGCAGCUGCUGUUGCAGUGGCUGGGACAUGUUAUGGAAUAAAAAGGCUUUUGAUGAUCUCCAAAAGUCGUCACUUGGAAAAUGAUGCGGAAGCCAAGCAGAUUUCAGAAAGCAAGGAGCUUAUCUACAGAAAUCUUUUUUUCUUCUUGUUUGUUACUUAUCUUAGCACCUGCUCAAAAACAGCAAACGUCCUUCCCCUUGCCUGCCGCGAGAUUUGUCAUGAAGAUAACGGUAAAGAUUGCUCCAAAUAUCUAAAAGCAGACUUUACUAUUGAUUGCCGUGGUCGAAGGUACAAGUGCUUGGUUUCUGUAGCAUAUUUUGCAAUUGCAUACAUCGUCUUUUUGCCUCUUGCUUCUUACCUCUUUCUCUGGAAGCAAAACAGAAAAGUCAAAGCAUCGAUAAACGACUCUGGACAAAAACAAACUUUUGGAAAAGAAUUGGCGGCAGGGAUGACAUUUCUUUCUGAAAAUUACACAGCCAGAUCAUGGUAUUGGGAGCUUGUCGAGACAGUUCGCAAAGUUAUAUUGACAUCUGGCUUGUAAGAGCACCCUCCCCUCUCGUCCCGUAUGCAACCUAACCGAACGCAAUAAAGUCCCGACAUACCUUACAAAAAACGGAUGCACUCUGGUCAUCUUCUAGGUAAACUUUUGAAACUGAUGCUUACUUCUCUCGCUGUUACGUUCGUCAAUCUGGGCAUUGGAGCUGUCAGCAAAAUUCCCAAAGAAAAUGUUCCAGCGUCGAUAGAUCCGUAUGUGGACUCUGUUAUGUUCAACAUAUUGGUGAUUGCUGCCAACACUCUUGUGAUCGGAUUACUUGUUGGUGAGUAGGCUGAAGAUUGAGACCACGAGAAGCCUCUCUUUUUUCUUAGUCCGCCGAGCGAAACGCGCUAGACACAAAAAUGACCACGCGCGUGACUGAAGGCGCAAGACGGGAGAGCCGCCACCCUCGUUUCUCGCGGCUUUUCCGCUCGACGCUUAUGCGCGCGUGCACUCCCCUUACUAAAUUCUCCCCUCCCAUUACCCCUACCUCCCUCAAAGGGAAACUCUCUCCCUUCUUCCUCUCCCUCUCCUUUCUUUUAUUUUUUUCUCUCGUUACAGCUUUCGUUCAUUAACUCGAGCAAAAACGCUUGCUACGCACACUAAAAUGGCCACAACAACAAUUCAUCGAUUAAACUACCAGCCCUGUAUUGCAAACGCAGGCUGUGUUUUGUUGUUUGUAGUCUGCAUAUUUCGCUUAAGAUUUACCUUUUCACUCUUUUUAUGUCUUGAUUUCAGUUCAGUACUCGGUAUACCUUUACCAUUUCAUUAAAGAAUGGAGGAAAAAUCCCGAGUGGUCCAUGUCCUGUUGCCUAGCAAUGCUUCUUCCUCUUAACGACCUACAGGGAGACAUCCGAGGCAUGGUGGGGCAGGAUGUUCUGAGGCAGCAAUUUCAAAGUGGACAAAUAGCUAUGCCCUCCGUGGCUGGCGCCGUCAAGGACACUGGGGCUAUUGACGUUCAGCUUGAAGAGGAAGAAACAACUGAAGUUGCGCCAGACAGCAUUGGUGGCCAUAACGACAGAGCGCACAGUCAGCAAAUUGUCAGGGACCCCUCAGAUCCCUGUAUAACUGACUUUGUUGUAUCGCCUCUUGUUGUUCAU